Molecule: messenger RNA, 2193 nt
Organism: Polypterus senegalus (gray bichir)
Lineage: Eukaryota; Metazoa; Chordata; Cladistia; Polypteriformes; Polypteridae
Product: zinc finger protein 501-like
Exons: 2
Coding region: 580-2118 (512 amino acids)
Cellular component (GO): nucleus
Source: RefSeq, a predicted model, not a curated record
AUUGAUGAGGAGCAGGCUAUAGAGGAUUGGAGCACCUCUGAGGAAACCUCAAGGACCUUCAUUGAAGCACAAAACCUUGAAAUCCAGCAGAGUCACAAAGGAAAAAUAACCCAUCAGUGUGCUGAGUGUGGAAAGACGCUCACCACCACAUCAAACCUCAAAGUGCACCAAUGCAUUCACACUGGAGCAAAAUUAUACAAGUGUCCUGAGUGUGGGGGGACCUUCAGGUGGUCACUGCAGCUCAAAGAUCACGAGAGAAUUCACACCGGAGGAGAACCAUCUCAGGAUUCAGAUUGCAAGUUUCCAAAAUGCUCUUCAUGGGACACAGAAGAAACGUUUCAUCUUGGCCCAAGACUGGAGACUGAGUCAACACAAAGAGUUGCAGAUUCUGACUUGUUCAAAGCUCAACCACUAGCUCCUCAUCAAAUUUCUAGUUAUGUUAAGCGAGAAGAUAUUCCAGAUUUUCCUGACGGGGUUUCAGACAGUGGAAGGAAACAAGAAUCCUACAGCAUUAAGAAGGAGGAGUUCAUUGAUGUUAAAGACGAGGUCUCAGAAUUGGCGCUUACUGUUAAAAAAGAAAUGCUUACUCCAGUAUCCUCAUCAGAGACAUUUAUGGGCUUGGAUAUGUCAGAUCAUCAAGAAAUACACCAGAAAAUUCCAAAAGAAGAAAAAACACAUCUAUGCACUGGCUGUGGAAAGAGUUUCAUUUUGGAUGCAGGCCUUAGAUUCCAACAUACAGAACAAGUCCCUUACGAAUGUACAGACUGUGAGAAGACUUUCAAUCGGCAUCAUCAGGGAGAUCACGCACGGGACAAACCUUACCAAUGUAACGAGUGCGGAAAGAGUUUCAGAUUUGGUGCAGUCCUCAAAAAUCACCAGAGAAUUCAUAGCAGUGAGAAACCGUACCAAUGUAAUAAAUGUGGAAAGAGUUUCACACAGAGUACAAGCUUUAGUCGCCACACGAAACUUCACAAAGAGCAACCACCUUGCCAGUGUGAGCUGUGUGGGAAGACGUUCAGCCAGCGAAGAUAUCUUACAUAUCAUCAGAGAACCCACUCAGGAGAGAAAGCUUUCCAGUGUAAUGAAUGUGGGAAAAGUUUCAAACACAGUGCCAGCCUUAGAAUUCACAUGGCCAUUCACACAGAGGGCCAGCUAUGCCAAAGUGAGCCUUGUGGGAACACUUUCAGCCAUCAACGAUAUCUCGCACCCCAUCCAAGAACUAACACAGGGGAGAAAACUUACCAGUGUAAUGAAUGUGGGAAGAGUUUCUUACUGGGCACAGGACUUAGAAAUCAUAAGAGAACUCACACUGUAGAGAAACCUUACCAAUGUAAUGAAUGUGGGAAGAGUUUCAAACAGAAGGCAAACUGUUUCAUUCAUAUGAGAAUUCACACCGGAGAAAAGCCAUACCAGUGCACUGAAUGUGGGAAGAGCUUCAUGUGGCAUGCCCACUUUCGACUUCAUUUGAGAUACCACACAGGUGAAAAGGCGUACCAGUGCAGCGACUGUGGGAAGAGUUUCACACACAGGUCAAAUCUUAGCCAACACCAGAAGAUUCACAGUGGAGUUAAACCUUACCAGUGUGAGGAAUGUGGGAAGGCUUUCACUUACAACACAAACCUUUCCCAACACCGCAAAGUUCACACGGGAGAAAAACCUCACCAAUGUAACACAUGUGGGAAGAGCUUCAGGACGAUAUCAAACCUCAAACAGCACUCCACAUUCCACACAGGCCAAAAACCUUACCAAUGUAACGAAUGUGGAAAGAGUUUCUGGAGGAAAUCGUGUCUGAAAGAACACGCAGCAUUACACACGGGCGAAAAGCCCUUUCACACUGGUGGAAAACGUUUACCGUGUAAUGAAUGUGGAAAGCAAUUCACUAACCUGGAAAAUCUUCGGCGUCAUUGUAAAGCUCACCAAACAGAAAGACCUUACCAGUGUAACGAAUGUGAAAAGACAUUUAAACAACGCGGACACCUUUUGGUUCAUCAGAGGUCUCACACAGGCGAGAAGCCUCACCACUGCGCUGAAUGUGGAAAGAGUUUCACACAGCGUAUAAACCUCGUAAAUCAUCAGAGGAUUCACUCCGGUGAAAGACCUUUCCAGGGUGCAGAGUGAGUGAAGAGUUUCAAACAGGCCUCUGUCUGCUGAGAGCACCAGAAAAUGAAUGCACAACAGAAACGUUAUGAAUGU